AUGGCAGAACGUGUUUCUAUCCAAUCCAUCAAAGACGGCGAUGGCCAAAACUUCCCUAAAUCUGGAGAUAGGGUACAGAUCCAUUACACUGGAUGGUUAGAACGCGUGAAUGGCACGAAAUUCGACUCGUCGGUUGAUCGUGGACGCCCUUUCGAGUGCCAAAUCGGUGUGAAGCAAGUCAUCCAGGCUUGGGACGAAGGCGUGAUGAGUUUAAGUUUGGGUCAAAAGGCUAUCCUAAAAUGCCCUCCUCAUACGGCCUAUGGAGAACAAGGUUAUAAACCAAUCAUACCCCCAAAUUCAACAUUGUUCUUUGAGGUCGAACUUUUGAAAAUAAAUUAA
Messenger RNA from Melampsora larici-populina 98AG31, 339 nucleotides. RefSeq lists its product as uncharacterized. The transcript is spliced from 6 exons. Gene Ontology annotation, molecular function: peptidyl-prolyl cis-trans isomerase activity. The coding region runs from base 1 to 339 and encodes 112 amino acids. The record is from RefSeq and is a predicted model, not a curated record. Lineage: Eukaryota; Fungi; Basidiomycota; Pucciniomycetes; Pucciniales; Melampsoraceae.